Daphnia pulicaria is the source of this 1433-nucleotide messenger RNA. RefSeq names its product acetylgalactosaminyl-O-glycosyl-glycoprotein beta-1,3-N-acetylglucosaminyltransferase-like. NCBI's taxonomy places the organism in Eukaryota, Metazoa, Arthropoda, Branchiopoda, Diplostraca, Daphniidae. The transcript has 3 exons. The record is from RefSeq and is a predicted model, not a curated record. Gene Ontology annotation, cellular component: membrane. Gene Ontology annotation, molecular function: hexosyltransferase activity. The coding region runs from base 58 to 1320 and encodes 420 amino acids.
UUCACCAUCGAUCGUGCAUGCUGGGCGUGUUGCGUGACUUUCAUUCCAAAAAAUCAAAUGGCCACCGUCAGGAGGACUCGAUUGAAAUUCUUAUAUUUCACGAUCGCCUUUGUUUUUCUCAAUUUAGUUCUCACGGGACUGGAUAUCCACCCGUUGUCGAGGCCCAGCAAUUUCAUUCACCUGCCGGCCCACUGCGCCAGUCUACCGUGCGACACGCUCAUCUUCGGACGGCCGGUGGUUUUGACGGAAAAUCGGGCUCACUUGUCCGUCCCCGAUGGAGUUGAAAUUUACGUGAAUUACACCGUCAAUCGACUGGGAUUGAAGCUGCUGGGCGGGAAUUUGAACGACGUUACGUCAUUCCGGUACUCGAUCAACGCCGAGUCCCAGUGCCGGGCCAGCGAUGGAUUAUUGAAGGUCGUCGUGGUUGUUGUUUCGGCUCCCGGACACUUUGACAGGCGCCAACUGGUCCGUCAGACGUGGGCCGGCCGGCUGGGCGACACCAGCUGGGGCCGGCACGUUUUCCUGACCGGCCGGACGGCCAACGCGACGCUGCAGAGUCGACUGGAGGAGGAGAGCGGUCAAUUCGGCGACAUUGUCCAGCUGGACAUGAUGGACAGUUACGAGAUUCUGACGGCCAAAUCGGUGGCCUUGCUGCACUGGGCCCAGCAAUUCUGCAGCGCCAAGGUCCCGUUCGUCCUGAAAUGCGACGACGACGUUUACGUCAACAAGGGCCGUCUUCACUCGGCCGUCACGGCCAUCACCAAGACCAUCCCUUACUACGAGGCCGGCAUCUACGGCACCCAAAUUGUCAUUGACAAUCCGCCCCAGCGGAAGUUGGAGAGUAAACAUUACGUCAGUAUGGAGCUGUGGCCUUGGCCAGCCUACCCAUCUUAUCUGUACGGCGGUUGUUACCUGCUGGGCAGAAAAGCCCUGGCCCCGUUGCUAACGGCCGCCCAGUCAACCCCGUAUUUCCCCUUUGAAGAUCUUUACUUGAUAGGACUGUGUUCCCGGAAGGCCCACGUUCCACUCUGGACCUUUGACAAAAUGUUCAUUAUGGAGAAUGGCAACCGGACGGGCGAUCCUUGUUUCGCUGGCGAGUCCAUCACGUGGCAGACCCGAUCGGAUGGCCAGUUGCUGGAAUCGCAUCAAGCCACAAAGAAGCUGGAUGAAAACAAGAUCAAAUGCAGCAGCAGCGGCCAGUCAGGACGAGGGGUGGGCAACGUGAUUCAUUUCCAAUUGAUCGAUCCGGUCGAAUACGAGACGUGGAGUCGCAACGUGAGUCUGCUGCUGGUCAACCACACCCAACAAAGACAAACCUGAAUCGUUUGAUUCAUUCACCGCAAUAACUCAAUAUUUAUUGGCAAAUGUAAUAAUUCAAAUAAUUUAAGCGCGCCAAAAUCAUUUAACAAUCAACCAGCGCUAUAAGAAAUACA